AAUAAUAUUUAGAAGUAUUAUAAAACAUAAUUCUAUUAUAUCAAUCGCAAAAUCUUAUGAUCUAUGAUUUAUAUAUUAUACUAAUUACGAAUACUUUUGAAAUUUCGUACGCAUGAAAAUGGCUGAACAAGAUGGCGUAAUGAUCGUAGACUGCUUUACACCUUAUAUGAUGAUCAAUCUUGGCUAUAUUAUUCUGUGUCAUAUUGUUGACAUUCAAGGAUAUAGUUAAAGGAUUAUUGGUUGGGAAAAGAAAUGUUAUACAUUGUACAUAGGAAUGAAUAUACUGUAGAAAGAGAAAUAACAAUUGUUUUUGUUAAAUUAUAUAUAAUUUUAAAAAACUUAUUGUAAAUUAUUGCAUGUGAUGACUUUAGGCAAAUUGAUUAUAAAUGGAUGAUCUUGUAAAAUUUAACAUUAAAGAGGUUAAGUGUGAUUUGUUACCGGCUAUAAAUGAAUGCACUCAACGUGGUUUACUACAUACAACUAAAUGGCUGGCAGAAUUGAAUUAUUCAUUAAAAGAUGUCAAAGUAGAUUUACACGAUGUUACUACAGACGUUAGUGUGAUAGAAUCCAGUGAAGAAGAUGACACCUAUAUCUUAGCUAAAACUUAUUUUGAUUUAAAAGAAUACGAUAGAGCAGCAUAUUUUACUGAAAAAUGUACAACUCCAAAAGCAAGGUUUUUGUAUUUGUAUUCUCGCUACUUGUCAGGAGAGAAAAAGAAAAUAGAUGACAUGACGGAUAUACCACCAGACCCUAUGAAAAAUGAUUGUUUAAAAUUACUCUGUGCUGAUUUAAGGAAAGAUCAUUUGGCUGGUAAAUUAGAUGGCUUUUGUUUAUAUUUAUUUGGAGUUACUUUGAAAAAACUUCAGCUUAACAAAGAGGCAACCGAAGUUUUGAUUGAAUCCACUCACAAGCAGCCAAUGCACUGGGGUACUUGGUUAGAGUUAGCUGCAUUAAUCACUGAUAGAGAGAAGUUGGAAAGUUUAAGUCUUCCAAAUCAUUGGAUUAAACAUUUCUUUAUGGCACACAUGUAUUUGGAGUUGCAACUUAUUGACGAGGGCUUAGCUAUGUAUUGCGAAUUACAGUCUAUGGGUUUUGAAAAAAAUUCAUAUGUACUUGCUCAAACUGCGAUUGCUGUUCACUAUAGGAGAGAUGUUGACAAUGCUAUAAAAACAUUCAAGCACAUAAUUAAAGAGGAUCCGUAUUGUCUUGACAAUAUGGAUACAUAUUCAAAUUUACUUUACGUUAAAGAAAUGAAAGUAGAAUUAGCAUAUUUAGCGCAUAGAGCAACGGAAAUAGAUAAAUAUCGAUUGGAAACAUGUUGUAUAGUAGGAAAUUAUUAUAGUUUAAGAGCAGAUCAUCAGAAAGCAGUGAUGUAUUUCCACAGAGCAUUGAAACUUAACCCACAGUAUUUAUCCGCUUGGACGUUACUUGGUCAUGAGUUUAUGGAAAUGAAAAAUACUAAUGGUGCAAUUCAUAGUUAUCGUCAAGCCAUUGAAGUUAAUAGAAGGGAUUAUAGAGCAUGGUAUGGCUUGGGUCAAACUUAUGAAAUUUUAAAGAUGCCUUCUUACGGGUUGUACUAUUACAAACAGGCACAACUUUUGAGACCUCACGAUAGUCGUAUGGUUCUUGCAUUGGGCGAGGCAUACGAAAAACAAGAUAAAAUUCAAGAUGCACUCAAGUGUUAUUUUAAAGCAUGCAACGUAGGGGAUAUCGAAGGAGUAGCUUUAAUAAAAUUAGCUAAUCUCUAUGAAAAGUUGGGCGAACAUGAUCAUGCAGCUGCAGCCUAUACAGAUUUUGUAAUGGAUGAAUUUAGAAAUGCCGAUAGAACCGAAUUGAGUCAUGCUUACAAGUAUCUUACGCAGUAUCAUUUAAAACGAGAACAAUUAGAUAGAGCAAACCAUUACGCUCAAAAAUGUCUUCAAUUUGAUGAAACCAAAGAGGAAGCUAAAGGACUUUUAAGGACUAUUGCACAGAAAAGAGCAAAAGUUGAAGAGAAUUCAAUGGUGGUAGAAGAUAUGAAUGAAACUGAUCCAGUUAUAGAGCAAAGCGCAAGGACGGAUGCUGCACCAGGAAAUCAAUUGUCACCCAUGAAUUUAUCCUUCACCCCUACACCAUAGUAAAAAAGAAAAGCAUGGACACACGCAAGCAUGCAUCGCACGCGAGCCAGUAUGCGGUAAGCACACAGCAUGGGAGGCAACCAGGUUGCAUGCACGCACGCAUGCACGCACGCACGUAUCUACGCGCGUAUAUACGCAAGACUUUUGCUUUAAUAUAUUCGAUCUUCUUUACAAUAACUCGGACUUAUUGACGUCAAAUAUAUUUGUAUAAAUGAAUAAACGAAUACAAGGAAUAACGAAAACGA
Polistes canadensis is the source of this 2362-nucleotide messenger RNA. It is a transcript of the gene Cdc23, whose product is annotated as cell division cycle protein 23 homolog. Gene Ontology annotation, cellular component: anaphase-promoting complex. The record is from RefSeq and is a predicted model, not a curated record. The transcript has 8 exons. NCBI's taxonomy places the organism in Eukaryota, Metazoa, Arthropoda, Insecta, Hymenoptera, Vespidae. Bases 387 to 2117 code for a protein of 576 amino acids. Gene Ontology annotation, biological process: cell division. Gene Ontology annotation, molecular function: protein binding.